Molecule: messenger RNA, 2492 nt
Organism: Porites lobata
Lineage: Eukaryota; Metazoa; Cnidaria; Anthozoa; Scleractinia; Poritidae
Source: the annotation of a GenBank genome assembly
GUCGUACACAUCAGGAUUUUGUCAGAAGGUAUCAACGAAUUAUCCCUGGACACCAACUACCGCGUCAGAUUUAUUCACAUGUUUAAAAUGAAAAGUUCGUUACUUACAUUUCGAAGCGUUUGGAUACUCAGUAAUCUGUGUAGUUGCCCCCUGCUUCUUCCUGGUAAACAGUAUCUUUUAAUGGGAAAGAUGACCAGGAUGGUGGGCUCCACAAAGGUCAUAGCUGAAGUCAGUCGAGAAAGCUACGUUGAAGAAUGGAAUGGAUCGCUGUUACUAACGAUGCAGGAUUUACGAAAACGGUGCCAACUGAUGAAGACGACGCAGACGACAACGCUUGUACGAACGGAGCCCCAAAAUAUUGCUGGUAUAGCUUUAAAUUAAACUUUACUUCAUCAUCUCAAAAGGUAGGGCAAUCUUAGGGUUAAUGGAGAUGGACUUAACGGAUUUUUUCUUAGAGAUAUACAAGCCCGAAACUUGAAAUUUCUGUGGUAUCGAGAUUUUCAAAAUGUGGUCCAAAUUAUCAUAAAACGUGUUCUUUUAAAUUGAUAUUGACCGUUUACUAGACCAUUAUAUCCCCACACCUCGAGCUGCCACAAUGUAGUAAACAGGUCGUAAACCUACUUUUCUUUUUUUUUAACAUACCGCUUCCAAUGCAAUUCCCUGAAAUCCGGGGAGAUACCUUUUCUUCUGUCCAAUAACUUUUGAUUUAUGAUGUGUUGCGAAGAAUGAGCUUCUGUAACAGUUUAAGUUUAGUCAAAGAUAACCAGUAAAAUGCCGCAUCAACUGUAUGUACGAAUAAGUAUGACAUAACAUUUAAUUUAAGACAAUUCUCAUUCGGAACGUGAUACAGGUCCACCAGAAAAAAAGUUUCUAAUUACAACUCAAGGGAUCACUGAAAUCGGGCGCGAAUCACCUACAACGCUAUCAACACCCAACAGACCAGGUGAGGAGUAGUUGAAGUUUGAAUUUGUCAGAUAAUAACUUAGAAAGAUAGUCUGCGUUGUUUAAAACCACCGUACAAUUGUUAAUUUUCCUGACUUUACUUCUCUUGAUGAGGCGACGUUUUCCAGGUGCGAGUCUUUAAAGAACUAAAUAAUUCUGCAGUUAGCUAUUACUGACUUGUUUCUUUUAGCUUACUACUCAUUUUUUUCAUUAAAAAAGAACCGGUUUUCUUUCUUUUCGAUGCAUUUAUUGCUAACACUUAUAAUGUUGUUCUCUUUUGAUCAGAAAAAUGCCGUACAUGUAGAAUAUCUAAGAAACGGAACAAGAACUACUGUGAAAGUGACUUUGGUAAAUAUUUCCUUCAUCUUUUUACCAAGUUCCUUUGACUAGAGAUAAUGGUGUAAAUGCUUCCUUGCUGUUACUAAAAAAACUUACUCGCCUGAUGAGAAGAGAUAUAGUCCUAAAAGAGACUGUACUCAGGCGGUGGUUUUACAAUGCAGUGGACAGAAAGAAUGAACAGUGUCGACUUUUAUAUCGGGCUGUAUUGUCUACAGAGAGCAUUACUUGUACAAAUUUGAAAUUCUUUCGGGAGUAACCAGCGGGUUCUUUUUUUUUUUUUUUUAAAUGAUAUAUAUGUAUAUAUGAGCACUAGUCUUGUCUUCACAAUAUUCUGUUUACUGUUCUUACAUUUCAGUGUCUUCUUAAUUGACAAAUCCCUCUGAUUAUCGUAACGUUGCAGGGGCGGAUCCAGGAUUUUUUUUAGGAGGGGGUGCACUCGUCUCUUGCGCUACUUCAGCACCAAUAAACCACAUAGUUUUUUUUUUUGCAGAAUACCAGUUGUAUUAGAAAACCGCAGGUCAUCUCAGGGGGGGUGCGCACCCCCUGCACCCUCCCCCUAGAUCCGCCCCUGCGUUGCAUACCACAGUUUGUUUUCUUAGUAACCAGAAUUGGUGCAAGCUAAUGCUUACGUUAAUGUUAUUCUUCUGUGAUUGGCUACAACAGUCCUCUUUUCUUUUGACUUUGGAUGUUAAAUUUGCUUUAAAGCUUUUUUUAGUCACUUAAAAGAAAAAAAGGAAAAUAUAAAAAUCACAAGGUACAUGUAUUUGCUUAUAUCCAGACUUUUCACAUUAUGCCAUGAUAAAUGUGCUGUACGUAGCUUUGAGCGCUGAUCGGAUUAUUAUCGUUCAAGAAAAAUUCACCUUUAUAGCGUUAGGCAAUAAAGUUUUUUUUUAUUUUCACCAGUAAUUCGAGCACGGAUAUUGCAAUCCACGUUUGAUAACAGAACCCAAGAGAGGAGGUACCUAGUACGGGUUAUCACUGUCUUUAGGAGCCUUGUGGAUCUCAAGACAAGACAAGAAAUUUUUGUUCAAGAUGAUUAUUGUCAAUGCCCGAGAUUAUUUUUACGAAAGCAAUAUGUUAUCAUGGGGACGGCGGAGCAAAUCUCAGUCUCUGAACUUCGCUUGUUUAUUCCGCAAAGACCAUUUGUGAGGAUCUGGCAAACAAACAGGAAGGCUCGCUUAAAGUCUAUUGGUGACAUCUGCGAUGAUUGA